CCACAAUCGUCAUCGCAUCCCAGUUUUUUUUAUUUAUUUAUCAAGGACACGGAGACUGCAACGAUGCCAGCAGAUAGACCGAGGCGAAAAUACGGUGCAGCUUGCGUGGCAUGUCGGCAGAAGAAGGUGUCGUGUGACGGCACAAAGCCGCGCUGUGCAGGCUGCGUUGAGACGGAAGAGGAGUGCAUCUACAUCGCCCCUCUCCGACACCUCCGCCAGCGCCUUCCGGUUUCCACCUCGCCGGUCGCAAUGUCCAACCACGGCGGAUCGCAGGCCACACCACCAGCAGGUGCAAGCAUGGAGGACCGCAUGCGCCGCGUAGAGGACCUGCUUGGCCUCGGACCCAUGCACCACGGCAAGCAUGAGCACGACGUCUCGGGCGGCCCCUCGGCUUCCGGCAGCGGUUCCGAGAAGGACAUGGUCGUCAAGUCGUACCGCAGCCCCUCGGGAGCCAACUUUGGCGCAUCCAAGUACCGCUUGAUGAUGGACAACAGUGGAAACAUUGUCUACCAUGGUCUCACGUCCCUCACACAUCCCGAGACCGAGGGUCCAGAGGACGACCAUCGCCCAGCAGAGGUCCCCGGUGUCACGGCCGACGGGCUCGGCGAUCCAGCAUUCGCGCCCAUCUUCCAGGCGCUAGCGACUUCCAAGCACGUCUCAGUGUCUCCCGAGAUCGGCGACGCCCUCCUCGAGGUGCACUUUUGCUACUCGGCGCCCGUUUUCUGCGUGGUCACCAAGCAGCAGUUCAUGCGCGACAUGGCUCUUGGCGGCCCAUUCUUCUCCGAGUUCCUCCUCAUGACGAUAUAUGCUUCGGGUACUCGCAUGAUUGACGGCCUUGGCGCAGCCGAGCGUCAGGCACAAGGCGAUUUGUUUAUCCGGCUGGCCCGAGAGAUGCUCGCCAAAGAGUUGGGCGGCAGCAGCAAGAUCACAACGGUGCAGGGGCUGCUGCUUAUGAGUGCACGAGAGUGUGCUGUGGGCAAUGCCAGUCAAGGUUGGAUCUACGCUGGUAUUGCAUUUAGGCUUCUUCAAGAUCUUGGUAUCCACCUUCCAUGGGAGAACGUUCCCGGUUCGUCACGCAUUCCGGCCGAGGAGAAGGCGGCCCGAGACAGGUUGUUCUGGUCGGCGUUCAUGUGGGACAAGACAAUAUCGCUCGCCGUUGGUCGUGAACCAACCUUCCCGCUGCGUAUCGGUCUCGAGCCCACUCGCGUCCCGGACUUUGAGGACGAGUCGAGGCCAUGGACGCCGUUCUAUGCCAAUCCUCGAAACUGCCCCCGCACGCUCGUUGGAUACGUCUACCAGCCCAACUACAUUGUUACCUCGUUCCGUCUGCAUGCCAAACUGUCCAGGGUCGUCCACGAUAUCAUCGUCCAGUUGUACAACCCCGAGACGCGUCUUACUUCGCACCAGCGCAUUGCCUUCAUUGCCAAGACGAGGCCACGACUGGAGAAAUGGUGGCGCCAGUUCCCCGAAGACAUCAAGGGGCCCAAGGAGGUGUCUCCUCCGCCAUGGGUGUACAGUGUUCAGAUGCUCUACCACGCAUCGUGGAUCCUGCUCUAUCGCCCAUUAAUCGACGAGCAUGAGCUCAAGACGGUUGAAGGCCACAUUGUCACCUGCGAGGAGCACAGCAUUGUUGCUCACCAACUGUCGGCGAGCUUCAACCACACCUUCAAGGGCAAGCUGUCCUAUCUCGGCAUGUACUGUGCCUUUGUCUCUGCCACCUUUGACAUCUUUACACUCAAGACGGAGCGGCUGGAUACCCAGCUGAGUUCACUCGAGCGUCUCAAGUCGUGGCUAGACAUUCUGGGAACAAGCGCCCUCCAGGGCCCAAGUAUCAAGCGUUCCCUCCACACUAUCGGCGAGGAGACGUACAAGCACGUUUCGCGGGACCCAAUCCUCGCGUCCUCAGAUGCUGGUCAGUUUAUCAUGUCUCGCCACUCGGCGCAGACGGCUGCUCAGGUCAGCCCGGUGUCAGGCUUUGACGGUUACGGUGGUUACGGCCAGGGUGGUGCGAUCGACUUUUUGGAACUCCUGGGCCCAACACAGAUGUAAGGAGCGGUAGGUGUGGCGAGACCACUUGUGUUGAACACUGUAGCAAUAUCAUGGGGAUGUAAAUGCAAGAUGUCAAGGGAG
Vanrija pseudolonga is the source of this 2130-nucleotide messenger RNA. RefSeq names its product Nitrogen assimilation transcription factor nit-4. The record is from RefSeq and is a predicted model, not a curated record. Gene Ontology annotation, biological process: DNA-templated transcription; regulation of DNA-templated transcription. Gene Ontology annotation, molecular function: DNA-binding transcription factor activity, RNA polymerase II-specific; DNA binding; zinc ion binding. The transcript is spliced from 12 exons. Lineage: Eukaryota; Fungi; Basidiomycota; Tremellomycetes; Trichosporonales; Trichosporonaceae. The coding region runs from base 64 to 2049 and encodes 661 amino acids.